AUGAUGUCCCAUACAAAGCGCACAUGCUUCUACGCCACUUUGGCUUGUAUUCUUGUCGCCGUGCAGGCGCUGCCGCCUUGCGCACGGGACGACGAAGACUGCCGCGAGAGCCAAAUGCAUCCGGACCUGCCUUCUGCACCCGCAGGUCGUGUGACUGGACGUAAAAUCGAUGGCGAUGACACCAACGACUAUUGGCGCAAUCAGGGCAAAGAAUUCAUCAAGUCCAAGUUUGCUGAGAAACUAAACACCAACAAGGCCAAGAAUGUGAUUUUGUUCUUAGGCGAUGGCAUGGGCGUCACCACGCACUCGGCUGCACGCAAUCUGCUCGGUGGUGAGGAAAAGUACUUCUCUUUCGAAAAAUUCCCUUACACCGGUCUAUCGAAGACCUAUGCCGUCGAUCGUAUUGUGCCCGAUUCAGCGAACACCGCCACCGCCUACUUGUGCGGCGUCAAGGCCAUGGAGGGAACAAUUGGUGUGAGUGCUCAGGUAGAACGUGAAGAUUGUGAAGCAAUGCUGGAUACCACCACGCACGUUUACUCGAUCGCCAAGUGGGCCAUGGACGCCGGUAAGUCGGCUGGUGUUGUGACGACCACAAGGAUAACGCACGCUUCGCCAGCAGGCGUCUAUGCGCACAUUGCGGAUCGCGACUGGGAAGAUGACACUGAGGUGGGGAAGUCCUGUGGCGCUAACAGUCAGGUGAACGAUAUAGCUUAUCAGUUAAUACACGGCGAAGUGGGCAGCAAGUUGUCGCUAAUGAUGGGCGGUGGCAAGCGGCAUUUUGUGGAUCGUGAAAUCUAUGCGAAUGGCACACGCAGCGAUGGUCAGAAUCUAAUUGAUCAAUACCAGCAACUAAGCGCCAAAAAUGCAUACGUAGAAUCGCUUGCGGAACUCAACAGCUUAAAUUUCAGUAGUGUCGACCGCGUGCUGGGCCUUUUCGCUGACAGUCACUUGCUUUAUCACCUAGAAACUGACGCGAGCUCACGCCAGCCCACACUGGAGGAAAUGACGCGCAAGGCAAUUGAGUUCCUUAGUCGCAACGAGCAGGGCUACUUUAUUUUCAUCGAAGGCGGGCGCAUCGAUUUGGCGCAUCAUGACAAUAUGGCGCGCAUUGCACUGGAUGAAACCGUCGAGUUCUCAAAGGCCGUUCAAGCCGCGCGCGAAUUGACCAACGAGGAGGAGACGUUGAUUGUGGUCACAGCCGAUCAUUCGCAUGCAUUCAGCUACUCUGGCUAUCCGUACCGUGGUAACGAUAUCUUUGGCCGCACACCCGCCACACCCGGCGAUCGCAAGCCAUUGAUGACCCUCAGCUAUGCAAAUGGGCCGAGUUAUGAGAAAUUCUACGAUGUUGACAAUAAGGUGCGUCGCGAUCCGACAACCAUUGUAACAGGCGACAUCUACGACGUAUUCCCCGCUACCGCGCCACUUGACACGGAGACGCAUGGCGGUGAUGAUGUGGCUGUAUUCGCUGUGGGUCCUUGGGCGCACCUGUUUACUGGCGCGUACGAGCAAAACACUAUUCCGCAUAUUAUGGCUUAUGCUUCGUGCUUAUCCGACGGCUUAACCGUUUGUACUUAA
Molecule: messenger RNA, 1575 nt
Organism: Rhagoletis zephyria (snowberry fruit fly)
Lineage: Eukaryota; Metazoa; Arthropoda; Insecta; Diptera; Tephritidae
Product: membrane-bound alkaline phosphatase-like
Biological process (GO): dephosphorylation
Molecular function (GO): alkaline phosphatase activity
Source: RefSeq, a predicted model, not a curated record